CAUGUCGCACAAUAGCUGAAGUAAACCUGUCACCGCGGCUCAUCAUCCGAGCCUCCAGAAAUACACCGCAGCUCAGGUGGGAUUUGAAUCGCACGGCUGUCUCCUCCGUCGCUUCAACCUCGCGUCGGACCCUCCGUUUGGAAACGCCUGGAUAUGAAUUAUGAGCAUUUUCCUCACUAAUGAACUGGGCCAGUAAUGCAGGAGACCGCGGCGACUCUCUCACCAGUGUUUCAAAAUGGCAGAUUUUCAUUGAGUUUUGAACAGAAAUCUCGCUUUAUUUUUUGCCAUGAAUAACAGAAAUCCUUGCACCGAUGGCCCCUGUAUACGAAGGUAUGGCCUCGCAAGUGCAAGUGUUCUCCCCUCACACUCUCCAAUCAAGUGCCUUCUUUAGCGUGAAGAAACUGAAGGUGGAGCAGAGCUGUAACUGGGAUAUGACAGGGUACGGCACACACAGCAAAGUCUACAGUCACAACAGCAGCAAGAACUUGUCGGCCGCCAGUGGCCCCCUCGGCAUCAACAGCUCCCUGCAGGUCGCCAGCUCCACCCUGCCCUACGAGCAGGCACUCAUUUUCCCAGCCAGCGCGGGCCACAUCGUGGUUGCUUCAGCCAGCAGCACUUCGGGGGCCGUGGGGUCUCUGCUGGGCAGCGGGGGUGGAGGCAGCAGCAGCAACAGCAGUGGUGGUGGAGGUGGCGGCGGCGGCGGCAGUGGUGUGGGUGGCGGGGUUGGAGUUCACAACCUGACGCGCCGCAGCACGGUCAGUCUCCUUGACACCUACCAGCGAUGCGGGCUUAAGCGCAAAAGUGAGGAGCUUGACAACAACAGUAGCGUGCAGAUCAUUGAGGAGCACGGCCCACCAAUGAUCCAGAACGGAGCAGCCAGUGGAGCCAUGGUGGCCACGGUGGCCACUGCCACCUCCACCGCAACGUCCAAGAACAGCGGCUCCAACAGCGAGGGGGACUACCAGCUGGUGCAACACGAGGUGCUCUGCUCCAUGACCAACACGUACGAAGUGCUGGAGUUCUUGGGGCGAGGAACCUUUGGACAGGUGGUAAAGUGCUGGAAGAGGGGCACCAAUGAGAUUGUGGCAAUCAAGAUCUUAAAAAACCACCCGUCGUAUGCACGGCAGGGCCAGAUCGAGGUCAGCAUCCUGGCGCGUCUUAGCACGGAGAGUGCGGAUGACUACAACUUUGUGAGAGCCUACGAGUGCUUCCAGCACAAGAACCACACGUGCCUGGUAUUUGAGAUGCUGGAGCAGAACUUGUACGACUUCCUCAAGCAGAACAAGUUCAGCCCUCUGCCGCUCAAAUACAUCAGACCCGUGUUGCAGCAGGUGGCCACAGCGCUAAUGAAACUGAAGAGCCUGGGACUGAUCCAUGCUGACCUGAAGCCAGAGAACAUCAUGCUCGUGGACCCAUCUCGACAGCCCUACAGGGUCAAAGUCAUUGACUUUGGCUCAGCCAGCCACGUCUCCAAAGCAGUCUGCUCCACUUAUCUACAGUCCAGAUACUACAGGGCUCCGGAGAUCAUCCUGGGCCUGCCAUUCUGUGAGGCCAUAGACAUGUGGUCCCUGGGCUGUGUGAUAGCCGAGCUCUUCCUGGGUUGGCCCCUCUACCCCGGAGCCUCAGAGUAUGAUCAGAUCCGGUACAUCUCACAGACACAAGGACUGCCUGCAGAGUAUCUGUUAAGUGCGGGGACAAAGACCACCAGGUUCUUCAACAGAGAUCCCGACUCCACCUAUCCUCUCUGGAGACUUAAGACUCCAGAGGACCAUGAGGGUGAAACAGGGAUCAAGUCCAAGGAGGCUCGCAAGUACAUCUUCAACUGCUUGGAUGAUAUGGCGCAGGUGAACAUGACGUCAGAUCUGGAGGGGAGCGACAUGCUGGCGGAGAAGGCUGACAGGAGGGAGUUCAUUGACUUGUUAACCAAGAUGCUGACCAUUGACGCGGACAAGAGGAUCACCCCUAUCGAAACGCUCAACCACCCUUUUGUCACCAUGUCGCAUCUCCUCGAUUUCCCACACAGCACACAACCCAUUCCUUCUUCCUCUCUCCGUCCGUGCAGUGUGAAGUCGUGCUUCCAAAACAUGGAGAUCUGUAAGCGUCGUGUCAACAUGUACGACACAGUCAACCAGAGCAAGACGCCCUUUAUCACCCACGUGGCCCCCAGCACCUCCACCAACCUUACCAUGACCUUCAACAACCAGCUGAACACUGUGCACAGCCAGGCCACCAACCUGGUUCCCUCCUCCACCAGCAAUGCCACCCUUUCCUUUGCAAGUCCUGAUGUCUCCAUACUAAACUACCAAUCUGCACUCUAUCAGCCCUCCGCUGCCUCCAUGGCAGCUGUGGCCCAGAGGAGCAUGCCCCUGCAGCCGGGGGCUCCUCAGCUCUGCGCCGCCCGGCCCGACCCCUUCCAGCAGGCACUCAUUGUCUGCCCACCUGGCUUCCAAGGGCUGCAGGCGUCCCCCUCCAAGCACACCAGUUACUCUGUGCGGAUGGAGAAUGCUGUUCCCAUAGUGACGCAGGCCCCUGGUGCCCAGCCUCUGCAGAUCCAACCUGGCCUGCUUACACAGCAGGCCUGGCCCAGCGGCACCCAGCAGAUCCUGCUGCCUCCAGCCUGGCAGCAGCUCACCCACACCUCGGUCCAGCAUGCCACUGUCAUCCCCGACUCCAUGAGCAGCACACAACCUCUCGCCAACUGGAGGAAUUCCCAUCCUCAUGGCAGCCAUUAUAAUCCCAUCAUGCAGCAGCCAGCCUUGUUGGCUGGCCACGUCACACUCCCAUCCAACCAGACCCUCAAUGUUGGAGUGGCACAUGUAAUGAGGCAGCCCUCAACUAAUAACAACUCCUCUUCCAAAAAGAACAAACAGCACCAGAUGUCUGCCAGGAACAUGUCAGCUUAUGAGGUGUCCUCCUCUCAGGCGGUGCUGUCACCGCAGCGCUCCAAGCGGGUGAAGGAGAACACGCCUCCACGUUGUGCCGUGCUACAGAACGGCUCAGCCUCCAACUGCCCGCCCCCGCAGGGCUGUGGGGGUGGUGGGUGGGGGACUAACGAGGCAGAGCAGGCUUCCAGCACCACCCGCGACCAUCAGCACCAGCACCACGUCCCCAGACAGACCAUCAUCAUCCCCGACACGCCCAGCCCCGCAGUCAGCAUCAUCACCAUCAGCAGCGACACAGAUGAGGAAGAUGACCACAAACAAAACAGUUCAUCUUCAAAGCAGCGGAAGAAUGUCAUCAGUUGCGUGACGGUCCACGAUUCACCCGACUCCGACUGUUCCAGCAACAACAGCCCCUACACAGUGGAGUCCAGAGCCCCCAAUAACAACAGCUACGACACAAAGACCACCAUCCUGGACAACUACAACAAUGGGAACCCACGCACCAUUAUCAUUCCCCCUCUCAAAACCCAGAACAGUGAGGUCCCCAAUGAGUGUGAGCGCCUGAUGCCAGAUUCAAUGAGCCAUCAGAAUUCAGCUUACAAGUUCAAAUCCUCCAAUGGAGUGGUGUCUGGCAAUAAUCACCUACCGGGGGGCGGGACAGGAGGCGGGUCCUAUCGACAGCAGCGCUCAGGGCCACACCCCCUCCAGCAGCAGCCUCUCAAUCUCAGCCAGGCCCAGCAGCAUAUGGUAGCUGAGCGAAAUGGUCAUCGGCGCCAGCAGGCCUACAUCACCCCCACCAUCGCCACUCAGGCCCCGUACUCCUUCCAUCACAACAGCCCCUCUCACACAGGCAACGUCCACCCACACCUGGCUGCUACACAUCUACCCAGCCAGCCCCACCUCUACACCUACACAGCCCCUGCUGCUCUGGGCUCCACCAGCACCGUGGCCCACCUGGUGGCGUCACAGGGCUCGGCGCGCCACGCAGUUCAGCACGGAAGCUAUCCACCAAGCAUCGUUCACCAGGUCCCAGUCAGCAUGGGCCACCGUGUGCUGCCCUCGCCCACCUUGCACCACAGCCAGUACCAGGCCCAGUUUGCCCACCAGGCCUACAUCAGCGCUUCGCCCGCCUCCACUGUCUACACUGGAUACCCGCUGAGCCCCACCAAGGUCAACCAGUACCCUUACCUCUAGAGAAGACACUGACUGACACUGGAGAGCCUGACCCAGGGCCGCUGCUGCUGCCCCCGAACCCGCCCGCCCUGAGCCCCGUCGAAACACCCUCUCCUCGACCUCAGACAUAAACAGAGACAGAGGAACAUGCAAUCCUCAUGAAACUGUCACGUGUAACUUGAAGAUAUAACGACAGAGAGAAAAAGAAAAAAAUCAGCCUCUCUAGAAGGGAAAGAUGGGGUUGAAUUUCAGAGGGGUACAGUUGAAGAUGUUUUCUUUUUUUUUCUUUUUUGUCUCCUGAAAGGGCCAGUGUUUGCUUUUAUUUGUUGAUUCUUUGCUUUACUUUAUGAGGAAAGUAAUGUCUCAUUAGUUUUACAGGGAAGCUUGAAACAGGCCUUUUGGGACAGUGGAGGUUUUGUUUUCUUUUAUUUUCCCCUCUUAAAUUUGGGAAGUGACUGUUGAACAGGGGUUACUGACUGGAAGUUUGGAAUCCCAAGGAGAUUUUGGGAGAAGGUGAAAUACGGAAACCUGCUGCUCUUCAAAGAAAAAAAAUAUUGAUGGCCUUGAACUGUCUUAAUAUUUCCAAAUCAUUCAUGGUGUGGGGAGAAAAGAGAGGCAACUCCCCCUCCCCCCACUCCACCUUCUCCAGCUGAGGAGGCCUCUGGAAAUAUAACCAACAGAAGACAACAAACUUUUUAGUGUAUUUAUAGAUAUUUUUUUUCCUUUAUGUUUCACCUUAAUGACGAUACUUCAGUUUUAGCUAGGUGUCUUAGCUGGGCCCCGUUCUUAGAAUGUAGCAGUCUGCACCUGUUAGGUUUUUUUUUUUCUCCUGAUACCAAUAGAUUUAUUUGUUCCUCUUUUUUCAAUGUGAUUGCACAAAGUGGUUAUAAUAACAUAGGCAUGUACAACGUGAUUGUCUGUGUGUGCUACUGUCAGCCAUGCGUGUGUAGUCCACCUCCUUCAAAACUCUCUUCAGUCUUUCGGUUCUGACCAUUGUUCCCUCGUAGUGCCUUACAGAUAUAACGACACAGUUUACUUGGCUUGGAUCCUGAAAGCCACAAGAGACUAUAGUUAUACUUAGAGAGACAUGUUUUCCUGGUUUGACAUCCUAGUCGGGGCAGUUGUAGCUCUCUUC
Plectropomus leopardus (leopard coralgrouper) is the source of this 5190-nucleotide messenger RNA. RefSeq names its product homeodomain interacting protein kinase 2 (gene hipk2). NCBI's taxonomy places the organism in Eukaryota, Metazoa, Chordata, Actinopteri, Perciformes, Serranidae. Gene Ontology annotation, biological process: positive regulation of transcription by RNA polymerase II; peptidyl-threonine phosphorylation; smoothened signaling pathway. Gene Ontology annotation, cellular component: PML body; nucleus; cytoplasm. The record is from RefSeq and is a predicted model, not a curated record. Gene Ontology annotation, molecular function: SMAD binding; transcription corepressor activity; ATP binding.